AUGAUUGUCAAUGAGUUAUUGACAGUUUUGUUUUGCGGCAUUGUUACAAUAACAUACGCCAAUUCUAAUGCAUAAUUGACUAGCUGUUUCAGGAAAUUGGCGAGUAAUGUGAUCACGGCAAUUCUACGAAGCCCCAUAAGCAGUAAUUGUAUAUUAUUAAACCACAAAGCAAUCGAAAUUUUUGUUUAGUUCCGACAUCAGUAAAUCGCUCAACCCGUACACCAAAAAUAUUAGAAUAAUGCUAAAACACUUGCCAAUCUAUGCCUGCGGUGAAAUUGUUCGCGGCUUUGGUCGUGGCUCCAAAGAACUAGGAAUACCAACAGCAAACCUCUCUCUGGAAGCGGUAAAGUCGCUGCCAGAUUCCCUGCAAACCGGAGUCUACUACGGCUGGGCAAACGUCAAUAACGGCGAUGUUCACAAAAUGGUACUUAGCAUAGGCUGGAAUCCAUUUUACCAAAACAAGGAAAAGAGUGUGGAAACUCAUAUCCUGCAUGACUUCAACUGUGAUUUGUACGGCCAAAUCUUAAAAAUAUGCAUAGCAGGCUAUUUGCGACCUGAGCAAAACUUUGACUCAUUGAAGGUUCUAAUUGACACUAUUAAAUCGGACAUUGAUAGUGCAAAAUCGCUCCUGGACACUGUGGAGAAUAAAAUGUUGCAAGGGAAUUCCUUUUUUACUAACAAAUUGGAGAAGUUUUUAAUAUGUUGAUAAUCACGGCAAUGUUAAUGUUAUCUUUAAAGUACUUUGAGUAUUCGAAUAGAGAUUCACGUACAUGACAAAUUGUAGCAAGUACUUAAGAUAUAUUUUUAUCUGGCAAUUAAAUGCAAUUAUUUUCAUCACGUAAA
This is a messenger RNA of Drosophila innubila, 843 nucleotides long. RefSeq names its product putative riboflavin kinase (gene Rfk). Gene Ontology annotation, biological process: FMN biosynthetic process; riboflavin biosynthetic process. The record is from RefSeq and is a predicted model, not a curated record. The transcript has 3 exons. The coding region runs from base 239 to 706 and encodes 155 amino acids. Gene Ontology annotation, cellular component: mitochondrion. Gene Ontology annotation, molecular function: riboflavin kinase activity. Lineage: Eukaryota; Metazoa; Arthropoda; Insecta; Diptera; Drosophilidae.